Drosophila erecta is the source of this 1999-nucleotide messenger RNA. RefSeq lists its product as uncharacterized. The transcript is spliced from 3 exons. The record is from RefSeq and is a predicted model, not a curated record. Bases 208 to 1875 code for a protein of 555 amino acids. Lineage: Eukaryota; Metazoa; Arthropoda; Insecta; Diptera; Drosophilidae.
AGUCGCUCCGUUUUUCUAAGAGCCAAAUCGCAGCGGAUGCCGCGGACUGGCUAACUGGCUAACUGGCUAACUGGCUUCUUCAAAGUGGCCGACGAGGCAGGAGUGGAGUGAAAUAAAAAUUGGCACAGCUUCGAGAGACUCGAGUCGGAGUGGCUGAGUUGGAGUCCAAAGUCGGUCCUCGAUCCUCCAUCCACGGCGGCAGACAGCAUGAGGCUCACGUUGGCCUGGCUCAGCCUCUGCCUGGCGAUUUAUUGCGGCGGUGGCCAUGGCCAUGGCAAUGUGGUCCUAUCUUUGCCACCAUCGCUUAUCGCCACGGCCACGAAGGCGGCCUUGAGCCACCAACGGCAGCAGCAGCAGCAGCAGCAGCAGCAUCUGCACCAGAAAAAGGAUGCACGCGUCCUGUUUGACAGCCCCGCCGAUGCACUGCGCGAUAUGCUGCACAACGGCAAAGGCAGUGGAGCCAUGGAUGCUGGAAAAUUUAGCCUGGUCGAUGUGGAGCAGGCAGCACCGCAGCGCUCUGAGGAUUUUAAUCGAAACGCAGAUGAUUUAGGGGCCAGGCAAUCAGCGCCGCAGGAAAUUGCAAUGGGAAUGGAACUGGGCAUGGGACUGGGUCUGGGUCCGGGACCCAGCAACUAUCGCACCACGCCCCCUCAGCGGUAUUGGGGCCAGCGUUGCCAGGGUCGAUCCGGCGGAGCCAGCAAGUGUCCGCAGGAAUACUAUCGCACCAUGCUGGCGGCCAGGAACAAAGAGGCCCUGUCCCGCCUCCACAUGCAGCUGAGUUCGAUGCAGGAUUCUGAAUCGGGGGCCAGCUCCUCCUCGGAUUCCGAGGAGGAGGACGUGGACGACGCUGACGACGUUGACGACGAGGAGCAGAACAACAACGAGGUCUUCAUGCUACUGACUGGCGAACAGGAUCUCAUGAAGUUCCUGCACUGGGCCAUGCAGCUCCUGUAUCCCAUUCAGCGUCCUUUGGGCAACCUGAGCGAUGGCGCUGCCGAGAACUACUACCCGGGAAUGUUUCUGUGGAGGAAACUGAAUCUAUCCGGCCACUUGGAGCCGCCUCUUAUUGUGGAUGAGCCGCAGUAUGUGCUGGUCAGAAGGGAAAAGCUGUUUGAUGGCUAUCAGUUUGGAGGAGACAUGAGCAAGGAGAACGAUCCUUUCAUACCGCCUCGAGGUCGCAAGCACAGCGGAUCGCUGGACCUGGACGCCCUGAUGAACCGGUACGAACCCUUCGUGCCCAAUCGCGGCAAGCGCGACAAGGUCAAGGAUCUGUUCAAGUAUGACGACCUGUUCUAUCCGCAUCGCGGCAAAAAGCAUCGCAACCUCAACCUCCUCCAAGUGGACGAUCCCUUCUUUGCCACCCGGGGCAAGAAGCUGCAGCUCCGGGAUCUUUACAACGCCGACGAUCCAUUCGUUCCGAAUCGCGGCAAGCGGCACUUGACAGUCGGUGCCGGGAAAUCGGGUGAGCGGGUGGCGGGUGCUGGAAAAUGGCCAGAUGACAGCAACAACUACUGGCCGCUGAGAAUGUCAACGCAUAAAAUUAAUGGUUACGAUCAAUCAGUCAGGCCAUCACUGUCACUGGAGGAUGCUGCUGCAUCAUUGGCUUCUUGGCGACUGCCCGCUAAUAGAUUGCGCUCGACAAGAUCAAUGUCAGCCGAUCUGCCGCAGCAAUUGCUGUUGCCCCAAGUCCGCUUCAUUGGCAAUCCGAGCAUGCGCCAGCAGCGGCAGGUGAAAACCCCAUCCUCAUCCUCAUCCUCAUCCUGGCCAGCGGAGGAGCGCCUCCGGAGCUCCAACGAUGCCCACGGGACACAAUUAACGCAAUCGCACCCGGCUAAUCCACAUGUGGACACUGAUACGGACAACCUAAACAUUUAAAUGCGGCGGGCGAGUUUCGUUUUCGGACUGGGUUUAUUUGGCUCUUGAGUUCGCGGCUUGGGGCACCGUUUUCCUCGACUCAUGUAGACAAAACUAUAUGGCACACAAUAAAGUACAGCAUGCA